Phytomonas sp. EM1 is the source of this 1617-nucleotide messenger RNA. The record is from the annotation of a GenBank genome assembly. NCBI's taxonomy places the organism in Eukaryota, Euglenozoa, Kinetoplastea, Trypanosomatida, Trypanosomatidae.
AUGAAUCCAUACACCCGAAGUAGUGUUACGCUUCUUAUGAUUGUCAUCAACCUUUAUUGGAUUGCAGGACUUUUUAUCAUCUUCCUUAGAGCCAAAGAGCCGCAUUUUCGGCAGCUAACGCAGUACGGUGGUCGUUUAGCACCUGGGACUUCCUACUUCAGCAGCGGCGAAAAGUUAGAGAAAAUAUCCCGUAGAAUGACGGCUGACGCUCUUGACCACGGCAAGGCGCGUUAUGGCUUGCUUACGAUCCGGGUUGCAGUUAGCAAGGCGUUGAACAGAAGCAUGUGGCAUGUUACUUCGAUGAUAAGGUUUGUGGAAGGCUCAUUUUUCGGGCGUGUCCGGGUAUGUCGUCGGGAUAGCUUCUGUCUCUUUUAUCUUAGUGGUAUUCUUACCUGUGCUGGGCUAUGGGUCGAGGCAUUGAUGCACUUCACUUUAUUUUCGCCAACAAAAUCGCAUCUGGGUGCGCCGUUACGCGUUGAGGCCUGCCUGCCUCUCCUGGCGUUCUCCGUUCACGUUGUAGUUCGCUUAGCAGAGUGUUUAAUGUUGCAGGAAUUUCGAGACCAAAAGGACGAUCGCGUGUCGCUCUUUGCAACCCUUGCUGGGUGCUCUUUUUACGUUUUCGCUCCGUUUUCCAGUAAUGGUAGGUUGAUUUAUUCUAUAUCUCUGUGGGCUUAUGGGGUUCUGCAUGAUAGGAUGCUCGAGGACGUCCAAAUCAAUACCACCUUUGAUUACACUGUAGUCAAUCCUUUUGAAUCCUAUAUCUCUAGUCGAGCGGCUCGAUUACUGAUGUGGUCUCUUUUCGCAAUACACAUCCUAGUGCAGCUGCUGCAGGUAGUUCAUCACCGCAUUCUGGCUAAGCUGCGCCUCUCAUCUCCUAGCUUUACAGAGGGGGACCUUCCACCGAUAAUUUUUAGCGUAGCAAGCCAAUUUCAGUCGAUUGAUUCAGCUUCCGUUGCUUGUCAUCGCCAGAGUGGAUUCUACGAAAAUGAGGGCGAAAUUGAAGGUAAACUUCAAACGACCGCUCAAGGCUGUGGUGGUUGCAAAGGGCAUAACUUCAAUGUUGCAGCAUCCGGAGUUUCUAGAGGCAUAGAUUCGUUGACUAAACGCAUGGUUUUAGAUCGUCGUGUUUGGACCUAUCGGUUUCCCCAAAGACUACUAUUUCUCUACGUACAGGAGCCACAUUACAGCUGUGAGGUGGUGAUGUAUGGAAUUAAUUUGAUAUCAAUGCUGGUAUUGUUCAUUUCGCUAUUCCCUCGCUCCGCAUCUUUAUAUUCCUCUGGGAGGCUUGCAUAUAUUUCAACCAUCCUACUACGUGAGCCAUUCAGCCUAUUCUUUUUGGCAGAGCAUAUAGCCUGGAUGCAACUGUCCGCUGCAUUUUGGGUGGGACUGUUUACGCUGUGCAAUCUUGCAAUUACUUCAAGCGAGCAUCAAAUGUUUUGGUGGUACCUCAAUUCGACUAGGAAAAAUAUACGGUGUGCUAUAAACCAGCUUCCUGACGCUAAGCUACAAGUUUUCAGGCAGGAUGGAGGAGGCCGUGCUAAAGCAUGCAAGACGGUUGAUGAACUUACCCGUCCUGAGGCAGUGCCGCGAUGGCGUCUGUUUGCGUUUAUAUAUUAA